CAUUUGCAAUCAACACAUUGAGAGAAGUCAACGUUGUAAUAAAGAUAUUUCUCGAAAAUGAGAUCAUUAAUAUUAAGUGUUCUGUGUGUUAGUGUGUUAGGGCUGUGUGAAUGCUGUAGUUGCAUUGAAAAGACCAAAUUGGAAUUGGGUUGUGAGUCAGAUUUUAUAUUCCAGACCGAAGUGAAAAGUACCCAUCGAAAUAUUGCGCAUCCUUUCGAUUUGUACUAUAAGAUUGACAGACCAUGCUAUGAAAAUACGUACAAGUUCAAUUUCAAGCAAUACGUGUCAGCGGCGAACACAGAUAGAGUAUACACAAGCGAGAGUAGCUCAUUGUGCGGCGUCUAUUUAGAAGAGGGGAAAACAUACAUCCUGUCAGGGCGUGUGAAUAAAGAAAAGCAGCGUUUUGAAAUCAGCUCUUGUUUAUCGUGGGUUGAGUCGCCAAUCAGCGCAGAGUCGCAGCAGCUGCUGAUGCAGUUCAAACAAGGAACCGUUGUGUGUCCGGAGUGAUCUGCAGCGCACACGAAAAAAUACAUAUGGACACGCUUUGCUAACUUAGUUGUACAGUACUGAACCGUGUACAAGUUGCUAACAUGUCCUAUUAAACGAAAGCAAACAACAUAGUGUCUUAAUAAUUAUACUUGCAUUGUUUUCGGGGAUCAUUCAUAGUUCGUACAUUAUUCGGUAUUGCACUUGUUUUCAAAUAGUACAUGCACGAAGGCGACCAAAUUGGUAAGAACAUCUUUUGAAUCGUAUUGAUUCGUAUUGAUGUGUGAUGUAUAACAUACAUGUUGUUAUAUCCACGCCAAUAAACACUUUUGUUCUGAACUGCGGGAAGAGAUAUAAAUCUGCAAACACCGAUGGUCCCAGUAAUGCGAAUAAAACAUUCACAUUAAGUUGCCGUUUUUUGUGACAUUGUGCAUGAUGCGUUUUGGAAAAGAAUCUUCAGCGUAAAACGAACGACCUAUGUACGAUUAGUUGCCUAGACACGGUUUCACACCCAUGCGAUAUGAUGUAUACAGACCUAUACGUGAACGGGAGACAUAGAAGCAAUACACGGUGUUUUAAUGAUUUUUUUGCUGAAUUUAGCUUCUAACAUUCAAAAAACUAUAGCGACCUUAUUCACGAUUAAGGCGUAUGCAAAGUUAAUCGCCUACUGU
Dreissena polymorpha is the source of this 1157-nucleotide messenger RNA. RefSeq lists its product as uncharacterized. The record is from RefSeq and is a predicted model, not a curated record. Gene Ontology annotation, biological process: negative regulation of membrane protein ectodomain proteolysis; negative regulation of endopeptidase activity. Lineage: Eukaryota; Metazoa; Mollusca; Bivalvia; Myida; Dreissenidae. The transcript has 4 exons. The coding region runs from base 58 to 507 and encodes 149 amino acids. Gene Ontology annotation, molecular function: metalloendopeptidase inhibitor activity; protease binding. Gene Ontology annotation, cellular component: extracellular matrix.